AUGGACAGAGUUAUCUAUAUUAAGCAAGCUAAAGCAGCAUGGGAUGGUUUGGUUAGCUACUACACAGCGUCUGAUAAGGUCAAGAAGGUUAGAUUGAAAACCCUAAAGAUAAAGUAUGAAUUAUUGCAGAUGGAAAGUACUGAAACAAUAUCAGAUUUUUUCUCAAAGACUUUGAAUAUUGUCAAUGAGAUGAAGGCUAAUGGUGAUACUGUAAAAGAUUCAACAGUUGUUGAAAAGAUAUUAAGAAGUUUGCCAGAAAAAUUUGAAUCAAAAGUAACUGCUAUAGAGGACUGCAACACAGUUGCAACUAUGACUCUUAAUGAGUUAUUGGGCUCAUUACUAGCCUAUGAACAAAAAUUGAUAGAGAAGACAGUCGCUGCAAAACAAGUUGAAGAAGCACUUCAAAGUCAAGUUAGAUGGAAAAGCAACCAAGGAAAACUUAAUGCUGGAAGGUUUCAAGGAAAAUAUAACAAUGGAGGAAGAUCUAAUAUUGGAGGUUAUCAAGGAAUAAAACCAGUUGAUAGAUCAAAAGUUCAGUGUUUCAACUUUGGUGAUUUUGGGAAUUUUGCUACAGAGUGUCCAACACCUAGAAAGACUUCUGAAAAUAAUUAUAAAUCAAAUUUCAAAGCUAAUAUUGCUGAAAGUCAAGAAUAA
Messenger RNA from Papaver somniferum (opium poppy), 654 nucleotides. RefSeq lists its product as uncharacterized. The coding region runs from base 1 to 654 and encodes 217 amino acids. Gene Ontology annotation, molecular function: zinc ion binding; nucleic acid binding. The transcript has a single exon. The record is from RefSeq and is a predicted model, not a curated record. NCBI's taxonomy places the organism in Eukaryota, Viridiplantae, Streptophyta, Magnoliopsida, Ranunculales, Papaveraceae.